AAAAAAGGAGUUGCUAUGUACACAGAUUCUAAUAAGUAUGUUUUUCUGACUCUCCAAGUGCAUGAGAAUCUGUACAGAGAAAGAAGAUUUCUUACAGCUAAAGGAAAAGAAAUCACACAUGCAGAUGAAGAUAGAGAAUUAUUAAAAACAGUAUGGAAACCUGAAGUUUUGUAGUAAAGUACAAGUACUUGCUUGGAGAAGAAAUGCCCAAGCAGACCAGGCUGCAAAGGAAGCAGCUAUGAAGAAAAUCACAGUCAUGCCUGUGUUGGUAAUAGAUGUACCUGCUUUUGUGGAUCCAGAUUAUGCCUGGGAAGAACAAGAAGAAGCUUCCAUUUGAGAUUAUUGGGAAAAGCAAAAGGAUGAUACAUCCUCCCAGAUUCACAAGCAUGGAUGCCAUCACAACUUGGUCGAGAAGUUGUCACCUACAUGUACAGUCAGUGUCACUUUGGAGAAGAGACACUGAGAUAUUUGAAUGAACUAACUUUAUAUGUUAACUGGCUCUCAAGUCUGUGCGGAGAUGCCUCCAGAGGUUGUGUGAUCAGAGCUAAGUCAAACUCCUGCAAGAGAUCUGUGCCACAGCUUGAAGUUGUACUUGAAGAAAAUGUGCCUGGAGAACAGAAGCAAGUGAAUGAUAAUGUUGUCAACUGUCCUGUUACACAUGAGACAACCACCUCUUCCCCUGACUGAAGAGACUUUGGGACAAAGGGGGGAGAUAACUCCUGAAAGACAACUUAGAGAGCUAAACCAGACUGUUUUAGAACUCAGCCAGUAUAUAGAACAAGUGCCAUUGGGGAUAGCUACUCCUAUCCAUGGGCACAAGCCAGAAGAUUUAGUUUGGAUAAAGAGUUAUAAAGAAGAUGCCUUAGAAAAGCAUGGAAAGUUCCAUUCAUGGUUUUACUAACCACCCCACUGUUUUAAAGCUUAAAGGAAAUCCUGCUUGGAUCCAUUGGUGCGGAGGCAAACCCGCUGCCACAGAGGGAUGGACAGUUACCAACCCAGAGGGACUUAAGAUGACCCUGAGGAGAAAAUGUCCGUCAGUGGACGCGACGGGAGAAGCCUCCUCGAGACCGACAAUCGAGUGAGCGAAAUUCUGGUGGGUGCUGCAACCCCUCCCAUGCCGGAGAGGAGGUGGUCACCACCCGAAGAGAAUCCAGCCCUUUGAGAUGCUUCAAUUUCAGUUUAAAUUGCCUACCUUGAUGAUUUUGUUCUUGUUGUUUAUGGUUAUAAUGUUGUUAGUGUUUCCCCCUUAUUGCAAAAGUAAGACAAACCAGAUCCCUGUAGGUUCUGUGUCAAAAACUGUCAAGACUGGAAACACAAUUAGAGAGACCCUGAUUUACCAGAGUAGAUAUGCAUGUCAGGAAAAAAGAAGACACAAUGUACUUUUAAAAACAUAACAGACAUAAUUCUGACCUUUCUGAGUCUGUUAUGACCCCAAGGAAAAUCCUGUUCAAUGGUACCUGCAGGCUUAUCAAGCCCAAGCAGAAAGUGCCAGUUUUGCUAAAAUAAAGAUUCAGAGUUCUAAUUCAAGAGUUACAAUAACCCUUGAACUUUGUGGGUUAUCCAAACGGCCCACUAAUUGUGGAGGUCUAGACUGGCAAAAGACCUAUGUUUAGGCUAAUAAAUAUAUCUGUCCUGACAAGGGUAUUGGUAAUACCAGAUGCAACCAUCAAUGUUUCUAUUGGAGUUGUGUUGGAUGGGAGACUUGGCAAACUCGUGGCCCAGUGCUACUUUGGUCAAAGUCCCAGUUCAAACCAACUAUAAGAAAUCCCAGUGUAAUUAUGUUAAUUUCACCAUUAACAAUCCCCAGACAUUUCUUUCAAGGUUUGGAAACCAGUUUGGUAUAAGAAAUGUGGAAAAGGUUCUGACCCCUUAGGUCUGUUCACCUUAAAACUUGUAAAAUACACAGAGGAAGGACACUCAGUUCCAUGAUCCUUCUUCACUGAACUUUGGGAAAAGAUGAAAAUACCGUUUGAAAUCCCUGAAGUUGUUAAAAAUUUGUUUGUUACUUUUGCUGAGAUGAUAGCCAAUACUUUAAACAUCAGUAAUUGUUCUGUGUGGGGAGAAACACAGAUUGGAGAUCAGUGGCCUUGGGAGGCUGCAAAACUAAAUGUGAGUGAACCUUAUAAUGGAACUAACAUGCCCCAACCCCACAGCCAAUGGAUAUUGAAAAAUGCUAUUGUAAAUAGAUGGUGUGUAAAUAGAAUCAAUCCUAGGGCUCCAACCAUAGGAAGAUUGGCUUGUGAAACCAUGACUAUUUUAAAUGAAACUGAUCCCCUCAACUUCAUCUAUGGGUGGUGGCCUAAUAUUAAAAUGAUACCCGUUAACCAACUUUGGAAUGAGUCUCUUAAGUUAAGGCUCAAUCUCUCCCUCCCAAAUAGUAAUGCUUGGGAUGCUCCUAAAGGGUUGUAUUGGAUUUGUGGGAAAUAUGCAUAUUCCCAAUUACCAGAACUGUGGGAUGGUGCAUGCACCCUAGGAGAAAUUAGACCUUCGUUUUUCCUUAUCCCCUUAAGGGAUGGAGAGACACUGGGCCACCCCAUAUAUAGCCGAAAAAGGAGAGCUCCACUUAUUGGGAAUUGGAAAGAUGAAGAGUGGCCCCCCAAAAGAAUAAUUCAAUAUUAUGGACCAGCCAGUUGGGCUGCAGAUGGGGCUUAUGCGUAUCGCACUCCUAUUUAUAUGCUUAAUCAUAUAAUCCGCUUGCAAGCUGUAUUGGAAAUAAUCACUAAUGAAACCGCCAGAGCCCCGAACACCCUUUCCAAAACCCAAACCCAGUUAAGAAAUGCUGUAUAUCAAAACAGGUUGGCUCUUGACUAUUUGUUAGCAGCAGGAGGAGGAGUUUGUGGAAAAUUCAAUCUCACAAACUGUGGUCUCAAUAUUGAUGGAAAACAUAGCUGAUAGAAAAGCUGCAGACCAAAUCAUGGCGCUGCGAGAGAGAUAUCUUCCUGUUCUUGAAUAUGAUAGUGAUAUCCCAUAAUCCACAAAGUGGAUGAUGGGCUAUCAAAGGGGGGAAUGUUAGGGUUUGAUAAACCCCCCUCUCUCUUCCUUUGGCUGGGUUGCCCCCCUUCUCCACCUUACUUUCUCUGCCCACCUUCCCC
Sceloporus undulatus (fence lizard) is the source of this 3092-nucleotide messenger RNA. Its product is annotated as endogenous retrovirus group 3 member 1 Env polyprotein-like. The transcript has 2 exons. Bases 1957 to 2892 code for a protein of 311 amino acids. The record is from RefSeq and is a predicted model, not a curated record. Lineage: Eukaryota; Metazoa; Chordata; Lepidosauria; Squamata; Phrynosomatidae.